AUGGCUGCUGUAAAGAAGAACGACUCUACGAUAGAGGCGGGACAGCAUGUAAUCAUUAGACUCCCCUCGAACGGGUUGAAGAUUGUGUUGUUACAAGAAUCGGGUUUAAUAGGAUUGGGAAAAUUUGGCACAUUUGAAGUAUCUCACAUAUUGGGAUAUCCGCUAGGCUCAUCUUUUGAAAUAAUAGAAGACAACAAGGCAGUGCCAAUAAAAUGUAUAUCGGAGCAAGCAGAAUUAAAUGUUUUUGCGGAUAAAGAUAGAGAUGCCCAGAAGCAGGAGUUGACCAAAAUUUUUAACAAUAGUGCUGAGAAUAAUCAAAAUAUCGUCGAUAUUGGAGCGAAAAUCCAGAGUUUAAGCAAGAAGGAUAUUGAUGAGUUGAAAAAAAGUGGGGCGUCUUCAAAUGUUGGUCAAAUGAUUAUUGAAAAAAUUGUCCAAGGUCAUGAAGGUUUUGAUAAAAAGACUGUAUUCUCACAGCAGAAAUAUGUGAAAAGGAAACAGCAGAAAUUCUUGAGGAGGUUUUCGGUCGACUAUCUUUCGGCCUCCCAGUUGUUGGAGUAUUACAUCGAGAAAGACGCGAAUAGGGUGCUAAAUUUAUCAAUUGAGUCAUUGGGCUUGCUCAUGUCCUAUGGUAAUGUGAGACCAGGAGGUAAAUAUCUAGUUAUUGACGAAACUGGUGGUAUUCUUGUUUAUGCAAUGAUGGAAAGAAUGAACAACGAAGGGUCAAUUAUUCUACUUCACGAAAAUGAACAUUCAAAUCUCAUAGCCUUGACAUAUUCGGACUACGGAGAUGAGGUAAUUGAUAAGAUUGUAAAACCAAUCAACUGGUUACAAUUUGCUGAACCUGAAAAUGAAAAAAUAAAGUUUGAAGAAGUAGAUGCAAAAGAUAUCAAGAAAUCAAAAGCAAGAGAACAGCAUAACAAGCGGCGCGAGCGAGCGCAAAAGAUUAAUGAUAUCAUAGAUGCAGCACAAGAAGGCAACUUCGAUGGCUUCAUAUCAAUGUCGACCUUAUAUAUGCCUGAGGCAUUGGAAUUCAUAAUUCCGAAAAUUGGUGGUUCCAAACCAAUAGUCAUUUACAACCAGUGUAAAGAGCCUCUAGCAGAAGUUCAAGCUAACUUCACCAGCGACAAAAGGAUUUUAGCAUCUUCCAUAUUUGAAACAAGAGUGAGGCCGUAUCAGACUAUUCCUGGUAGAAUUCAUCCUACAAUGACAAUGAGAAGCGGUGGUGGAUACGUGUUGUGGGGCACACGAGUGAUUCCUAAUGUGGCUAUCAUUGCUGUAGGUAAAGGUAUGAAAAGAAAGCGAGAACGAGAAGAGGAAGAAGGAGAGUCUGUAGAAUUUGUAUCUGAAAACUCUGUGACACCGGAUAUGGCAGCUGACAAAUAA
Molecule: messenger RNA, 1383 nt
Organism: Lodderomyces oxycetoniae
Lineage: Eukaryota; Fungi; Ascomycota; Pichiomycetes; Serinales; Debaryomycetaceae
Product: tRNA 1-methyladenosine methyltransferase subunit
Exons: 1
Coding region: 1-1383 (460 amino acids)
Biological process (GO): tRNA methylation
Cellular component (GO): tRNA (m1A) methyltransferase complex; nucleus
Source: RefSeq, a predicted model, not a curated record